Molecule: messenger RNA, 1344 nt
Organism: Anopheles bellator
Lineage: Eukaryota; Metazoa; Arthropoda; Insecta; Diptera; Culicidae
Product: ADP,ATP carrier protein 2
Exons: 4
Coding region: 171-1073 (300 amino acids)
Biological process (GO): mitochondrial ADP transmembrane transport; mitochondrial ATP transmembrane transport
Cellular component (GO): mitochondrial inner membrane
Molecular function (GO): ATP:ADP antiporter activity
Source: RefSeq, a predicted model, not a curated record
GGAUAUAGGUUAAUAAAAGUGAUCGGCGAUCUUCACUCUCUGUCCUGUGGUCUUUUAGUAAGGAUCCAUCCCGAAUCAACCGCGAUCUUGCACCAGCAGCAGCAUCCAUAGGCUCGAGGGUCGUAAAGGAUAUUUCUUCAUCCAUAUCUCCUUAACCAAAAACAUCGACAAUGCCGGGACUUUCGGAUCCAGUUGCGUUCCUAAAGGAUUUUGCGGCCGGUGGCAUCUCGGCCGCAAUCUCCAAGACUGCUGUUGCCCCCAUUGAGCGCGUGAAGCUGCUGCUGCAGGUCCAGCACAUCUCGAAGCAGAUCGCUGAAGCGGACCGCUACAAGGGAAUGGUCGAUUGCUUCGUGCGCAUCCCGCGCGAGCAGGGUUUCUCUGCUUUCUGGCGCGGUAAUCUCGCCAACGUCAUCCGUUACUUCCCCACGCAGGCCCUUAACUUUGCCUUCAAGGACAAGUACAAGCAGGUCUUCCUGGGCGGUGUCGACAAGAACACGCAGUUCAUGCGCUACUUCAUCGGUAACCUGGCUUCCGGUGGUAUGGCCGGCGCCACCUCGCUUUGCUUCGUCUACCCGCUUGACUUCGCCCGUACCCGCUUGGCCGCCGAUGUCGGUAAAGGCAACGAAGCCCGUGAGUUCAAGGGUCUGGGUGACUGUCUUGGAAAGAUCUUCAAGACUGACGGUAUCGUCGGUCUGUACCGUGGCUUCGGUGUUUCCGUCCAGGGUAUUAUCAUCUAUCGCGCUGCCUAUUUCGGCUUCUAUGAUACUGCCCGCGGUAUGUUGCCGAAUCCCAAAACCACUCCAUUCUACGUCAGCUGGGCCAUCGCUCAAGUCGUCACCACCGUUGCCGGUAUCGUGUCCUAUCCCUUCGAUACCGUCCGUCGUCGCAUGAUGAUGCAGUCGGGUCGUGCCAAGUCCGAGAUUGUGUACAAGAGCACCCUCCACUGUUGGGCGACUAUCGCCAAGCAGGAAGGCAGUGGCGCUUUCUUCAAGGGCGCCUUCUCCAAUGUUCUGCGUGGUACUGGUGGUGCAUUCGUACUUGUCUUGUACGAUGAAAUCAAGAAAGUUCUGUAAACCUCUCGUUCCUUUACCAGCAACCUUUCAUCACCCUCCAUACCUCCGAACCCCGAAUCCUCCCAUUCCCAACACAAACCUAUCCUUGUGUAAAAUUCCUGGUUUCUCUACCGUUUAUUCCAAAAAUCGCCCUGCAACAUUACCACCAUUCGAAACCUGGUGUUCAAACUAUCUGUAACGAAGCUCGAUAAACAUUACGUUGCGUUUGGGUAACGGCCAGCAAAGUAAGAAACGACCAGUAAAGUAUUUUGUCGAGCCUUAGUGCCAUGGA